GGGCGCGCCGCUCCUGGCCGGAUCCCGGGCCCGUGAGCCAGGCGGCGGGGCCGGGCAGGGGCCGGGCGCUGUGGGCAUGAGGAGCCCGAGGAGAGCCUGGCUCUCCCCGAGGGGUUAGAGAAAUGCCCGAGGCUCUGCCCUGAGGAGACCGAGCAACGUCCAUUGCCGGAGCCGCGGGCAGGCCCAGGCUCCCCGAUGGGUUUGCAGGGGGAUCAAUCUGGUCCUGGACGGAUUCUAACCCCGCGCCUGGAGGCGCCUGGCCGAGAGACAUGCCUUGCUGCGCUCCUCUCCGUGUCUGAGUCCAGCCGCCCGGGGGGGAGCCGGGGUGGAGGAGACGUGUUUUUGUGAGCUGCAAACCACGCUGCCGCCAAGCUUGUGUGGAAGUGGCGAGUGUUGCAUGGGACGAUGUACACUUUUGUGGUACGAGAUGAAAACAGCAGCAUCUAUGCUGAAGUGUCCAAAAUACUCCUGUCCACCGGACAAUGGAAGAGGCUGAAAAGAGACAACCCCCGAUUUAACCUGAUGCUGGGGGAGAGGAACAGACUGCCCUUCGGGAGACUGGGUCAUGAACCUGGACUUGUGCAGCUGGUAAAUUACUACAGGGGAGCUGACAAGCUUUGUCGCAAAGCUUCCUUAGUGAAGCUAAUCAAGACAAGCCCUGAGUUAUCAGAAUCCUGCACAUGGUUCCCAGAAUCAUAUAUGAUUUAUCCAACUAACCUAAAGACUCCAGUGGCUCCAGCGCAGAAUGGAAUUCGCCAUCUUAUAAACAACUCCAGGACGGAUGAAAGGGAAGUGUUCCUGGCCUCCUACAACAAAAGAAAGGAGAGUGGGGAGGGGAACGUGUGGAUAGCCAAAUCCUCGGCCGGUGCCAAAGGUGAAGGAAUUCUUAUUUCUUCAGAGGCUACUGAACUUCUGAACUUUAUAGAUGAUCAAGGACAAGUGCAUGUGAUUCAGAAAUACCUUGAAAAGCCUAUGCUGUUAGAGCCAGGCCAUCGCAAGUUUGAUAUUAGAAGCUGGGUUCUAGUGGACCACCAAUAUAAUAUCUACCUCUACAGAGAAGGCGUUCUGCGGACCUCUUCAGAACCAUACAAUAGUGCUAAUUUCCAAGACAAAACCUGCCAUUUGACCAAUCACUGCAUACAGAAGGAAUAUUCUAAAAACUAUGGGAAGUAUGAAGAAGGGAACGAAAUGUUCUUUGAGGAGUUCAAUCAGUAUCUGAUGAGUUCUUUGAACAUUACACUGGAAAGUAGCCUGUUAUUGCAGAUCAAACAAAUAAUAAGAAGCUGCCUUAUGUGUAUAGAGCCUGCAAUCAGCACCAAACACCUUCACUACCAGAGUUUCCAGCUCUUCGGCUUUGACUUCAUGGUAGAUGAGGAACUGAAGGUCUGGCUAAUCGAAGUCAAUGGGGCCCCUGCCUGUGCACA
Trachemys scripta elegans is the source of this 1424-nucleotide messenger RNA. RefSeq names its product tubulin tyrosine ligase (gene TTL). The record is from RefSeq and is a predicted model, not a curated record. Lineage: Eukaryota; Metazoa; Chordata; Testudines; Emydidae. Gene Ontology annotation, biological process: protein modification process.